AUGUUUGACCACGUCGCGCUAUCAGUCCCGCGGGACAUUUAUCCAGAAGUCGUUGAGUUCUACCUCGCAGCUCUUACACCUUUGGGGUACGAGAAACAGAUCUCAAUGCUCGAUGGAAGACUUGUGGCUCUUGGAGAUACACAAAGCACGAUGUCAAACAAAGCGGACUUUUGGCUUUCAGGAAUGUCCGACUACCAUGCGGAGACGCAUUGGGCUUUCGUUGCCCAGGGUAAGCAGAAGCGUCAUCUAUACUAUCGAAUAAAAGUUGACCUUGAUUCUUUAUCUCCAAAGAAAAAAAUCAAGUGGAUGCCUUCUAUAGGAAAGCCCUGGAAGCUGGUGGUUCAAGACAACGGGCCACCCGGCCCUCGCCCACGUUUUGGUCCCGAAUACUAUGCUGCUUUUGUGAUAGAUCCCGUGGGUAACAAUGUGGAGGUUGUUUGCCGCAAGUCAGAUUGA
This is a messenger RNA of Penicillium waksmanii, 456 nucleotides long. Its product is annotated as glyoxalase/bleomycin resistance protein/dioxygenase. Bases 1 to 456 code for a protein of 151 amino acids. NCBI's taxonomy places the organism in Eukaryota, Fungi, Ascomycota, Eurotiomycetes, Eurotiales, Aspergillaceae. The transcript has a single exon. The record is from RefSeq and is a predicted model, not a curated record.